AUAUCACGUUUGUAGUAAGGGUGUCACAAGCCGCAGUCAACAUUGAUUUCACUUCCCAUCGUAACCGGAUUGUUUCCUACGAAAACACAUGCACGGCUGUAUUCCGCUCUAAGUGAAAGAAAAUGAAAGUAAAUCUUUGUCAGCGACAGUUAGCAUGGUUGAACACUAUAUUUAUUAAGUUUUCAUUCAUUGGAGACGACACAUUUUUCCCUUGGUCUGUUGUAUAGCUGUAAAAUUCAGGUACACUUUAUCAUAAUGAAAGAAGUAAUAAUGUUGAUUUUAUGUGUAAGCAAAGUGUUUGGUGUGGUACAAAAAGGAUUGGAGCUGGAGUCAAGAUCAAAUUCGAUAAAAAUAUUAGAAAUGAGCAAUACAAGAGGAAGAUCGCUAUCGAAGCAGAUACCAUCAUUAUCAACUAACCCACAAGGAGGUUCGUUGACGAAUGGUUGCCAAUGCAUAAAUGGCAUAUGCAGUUGCUGUACAGGUAUCUUUAGCAUGCGUGGUUGUAUGAACCUUACAUACAUUCCGGAGGAUUUUGCAUUUGAUUUUAGAAUGCUCAUCAACAAUCGUGUUCUAUAUAAAAAUAAAAUUACCGGGAGGAACCCUCCACCAGUUUGUGUUAACCCUCCAAGACUGGACUUUGUUGAAGUUUGUGCUCGAUUCUACGACCUCUUUUUCGUUGGCCGCAAUAUGCACGUUUGCAUGGAAAUGAACGGAAGCUUCGAGGGAUUUGAACUUUUUUCACGUCAAUUCAAUUGCCUAAGAAUGGGAGAUAAAGGAAUUAAAGUGCUCAAACCUGGCGAAAGUUCUGAUGCAUUGACUAGACCUCCUGGACUUGAAGCAGAGAUUGACGCUGGUACCGAGGAUAUUGAUGAUUAUGAAGAAGCAGUAAUAUAGGUAUUCGAGUUGUUUCACGAAUCAUAUUGCGAAUUAUAUAAUAUUUAAUUGUUUUGAUGAUCAGGUUAAGUAUUUAUUGUAGAGUAAAAUUAAACGCACAAUAAAUAUUGUUAUUAAUGAGUUUAGUUUAUGUAAAUUGUAAUCCACAAACACACACUCUUUUUUGCCCCCUCUACAUAUUAUUUAUUACCAUUUGUUAACGAUAGAUCUAAACGCUUCCGUAAAAAAUGGAUAACAUGCAGAUCGAACUAUUCUUGGAUGUUGAUACAAAUGGCGAAGUUAUUGGGAUCUACCCCAUCUACUUCCUCCUGCCUUGAUCAGUACCGAAGGUGAAAUCUUACCUAGAUGUUAUCUUUUAUCGACUCAUAAAGUAGCUUUUGAAUAUUGUAGCGAGUAAUUGU
Messenger RNA from Wyeomyia smithii (pitcher-plant mosquito), 1295 nucleotides. RefSeq lists its product as uncharacterized. Lineage: Eukaryota; Metazoa; Arthropoda; Insecta; Diptera; Culicidae. The transcript is spliced from 4 exons. Bases 256 to 894 code for a protein of 212 amino acids. The record is from RefSeq and is a predicted model, not a curated record.